This is a messenger RNA of Dendronephthya gigantea, 1159 nucleotides long. RefSeq names its product interferon regulatory factor 1-like. Lineage: Eukaryota; Metazoa; Cnidaria; Anthozoa; Malacalcyonacea; Nephtheidae. Gene Ontology annotation, molecular function: DNA-binding transcription factor activity, RNA polymerase II-specific; RNA polymerase II cis-regulatory region sequence-specific DNA binding. The coding region runs from base 62 to 967 and encodes 301 amino acids. Gene Ontology annotation, biological process: regulation of transcription by RNA polymerase II; immune system process. The record is from RefSeq and is a predicted model, not a curated record. Gene Ontology annotation, cellular component: nucleus. The transcript has 3 exons.
GCCUGCCACACACUCGUGCAUGAGACGAUUUGCAAACCCAUUUUAAACUAAUCCUUUUACCAUGGCCCUGUCGAAACCUCUUCGUAAACCUAGAUUCAAAGAUUGGCUCGUUCACGUUCUCGACAACGACCUAUGCAGCGAAGACGCGAAAUGGAAGGAUCGUAACAGGCGUACAGCUAUCAUACGAUGGCCUCACAAAUCUCGAGGAACGUGGACGCUGGAGAAGGAUGCAAACCUCUUCAGAAUGUGGGCGAUCACCUCGGGAAAAUAUCGCACGAACAUCGACAAGCCAAAUCCAAAAUCUUGGAAAUGCAAUUUUCGCAUGAACUUGAAUAUUUGCAGAAACAUCGUGGAGUUACGAGAGGAGCGGAUCCCGAAAGGACCGCAUGCAUGCAGGGUUUUUAAAUUUCUGGACCAUAGGACACUCGUUCAAACGAAUUGCUCCUUUGCAGGGAUGUUUCAGUAUGAAAGAAGUCGGUAUCAGCUUAAUCAAGCAGAUGGUUUUGAACAAGUCAUGAUGCAUGCGAACCAAGGAUCCUAUCACAACGGUGCAAUCCAUCAUCAUGGAUUACAAGACAUCGACCCUACGCUAACUUCUAUCACCAACACAGGAAAUUAUCCAUAUUCAGAUAUAGGGGAGAUUCCAGAGCAGGUUAUGGAUGAUAUCUGUAGCCUAUCACAGCAACCCGCGUGUUCUGGGGCAAAUUUCACUGAUUUAGUAUCGCCUGCAAACCAAGACCACCCUCUUAAUUUUCAUCACGCCCAAACCACAUCCGAGCGGCCGGCACCAGACCAGAAUCAUAGCUUGCAACGGCCUUCGGCAUGCUCUGAAUUGAAGCAUGUGACCAGUGCUGAGCUGGUCGAGCAAGAUCCUUUUAAAAAGAAGAUCGAUAGUUUGAAGGCAACUGAACUAAACAAGAUGGCUGACAUAUUUGGUGGUGCGGCGGACACAUAUGUAAAUAUUUAAUCGGCUAACUGGAACUAAUCGUUAGUGAAGUAAACAAAAUUAAAAAUGGACUGUUUAACCAAUGUAGCUAAAGGUCAUGUAAAUAGUGGGAAUUGUAUCAAGAUGUGCCAAAUCGUUUAAAUAACUAAGCAGGUCCAGAAGGGCUGUCUUGCAAGUUCUAAAUCAGUUGUGUAUCGGAAAACGAUGAAGGCU